CUCAGGCUUGGAGAUGAGGCUACUGCACUCACACCGGCAGAGAGAGUGACGCGCUCAGUGGUUAAGAGAGCCUCGGUCCUCCCUCCUGCUCUUCACAUGAUCUGUAAUUCUCACCGAGACUGGAAUGAGGAAAGGAGCGACAAUAACGAUGGUUGAGCAGAGCCACAAUCUCUUUUUAGUGCGUUUACUUUAUUCGGCGACAAUCUGGCUGACAUUUAUUCACUGCACGUAUGGAAUCCCCUGGACAGAAGAAAAGCUCCGUCACAGGGCUGUCACGCUAACACAGGAUGAAAUCCGUACCGCCAUGUCUCACACUGACCUGGAGCAGAUGUGGCAGAGAGACCUGAGGCCGCUGUUGGUUACCAGGUACCCAGGCUCUGCAGGAAGCCAGGCUGUACAGCAGCAUAUCAAAACAACAUUAACUUCUCUUGGAGCAGGCUGGGAUGUAACAGAAGAUAAGUUUGUGUCACAAACACCCUAUGGCCCCCUCCCUUUCACAAACAUUAUCGCCACCCUCAACCCUUCAGCCAAGCGCCGUCUGGUCCUGGCCUGUCACUACGACUCUAAAUAUUACCCUCCACAGUGGCAUGGGGUGGAGUUCCUGGGUGCUACUGACUCUGCCGUACCCUGUGCCAUGAUUUUGGAGCUGGUACGAGCAUUGGAUACAGAACUGACAGCUCAGAAGCGUUCCAGUCCUGACCUGACCCUGCAGUUGCUUUUCUUUGAUGGCGAGGAGGCUCUCUUCCACUGGGGCCCCACAGACUCCCUUUACGGCUCUCGUCACCUGGCCCAGAAGAUGGCGAGCACCCCCCAUCCCGCAGGAGAGACUGACACCAACCAACUACACGGCAUAGAUCUGUUUGUGUUGUUGGACCUCAUCGGUGCCCCAAGCCCGCGCUUUGGAAACCAGUUUCCCAACACAGUGAACUGGCUCACCAGACUGCAGGAGAUUGAACAGCGUUUACACUCCAUGAACGAGCUUGUCGAUCAUCCUGAAAGUGUGGAAUAUUUCUGGCCUGAUCGGCCUAUGGGCCCCAUCCAAGAUGAUCAUUUACCAUUCCUAAGGCGAGGUGUAAAUAUCCUCCACCUCAUCCCCUACCCCUUCCCCUCGGUGUGGCACACGUUUGAUGACAACGAGCAAAACUUGGACCGCUCCACCAUCCAGAACCUCAACAAGAUUUUGCAGGUUUUUGUUCUGGAGUACCUCAAUGUCAGACCCACUGUCCCCACAAAUCCACAGAAUGCCCCAUUGUAAAAUGUCAACAAUAUCCUUUCUUUUUUAAAUGGAAAUAUUUCCAUUUGCAAUUUUUUUAAACUGAAAGAAUACACUGUAUUUGAUGCUUCUUAAACACAAAAUGUUCCUACGCCUUAAAGAUCAGUCAGAUUUGUGCCAACUGAAAAAAAAAAAUAACAGUAAAUGUUUAUAGAUUAUUGAUUCUUUGCAGCAUAGGGAAGUCAACAGCUGACAUCCACCCCAUACAUUUUUCUUUCCUCCAAUUUCCUGAGAUGAUGGUUGGUUGUUUUCUCAAAAUCUCAAUGUAAUCCAUCCCCUUGUCCCAGGAUAACAAUUUUACUGUAAUAUCGAGAUUAUUCCUUAAGAUAUGAAGAAAUUAACAAAAAAAAUCACAUGUAAAGGAUUAGUUCAGUCAGGCCACUGAAUCAAUCACUGACAUAAUUAAGAUCAGCUGAUCCCACGCAAGCCCUCAUCAGCUGAUCAGCUGUAGGCCAGCUGAUUUGCUCUAAGCACGCUAUUGGCUGCCUAUUUUAAACUGUUCUUACCUGGCUAUGCUCUGCCACUCUGUCUGCAAACCUCCUCCACCCCAGCUCCUCCUUUAUUCUGCCUCUGACUUCAUCAGUGACAAAGUGGUCCUGACUGAGUUAAACUUGUUUUCAGAAUAAAACCUGUGAAGAUAAUGAGAUAAAGAGGCAAAUAUACUUUUUAUCUAGGGAAAAAAAUGAAUGACUUGAAUAGCAUGUCCUCUCAGGGCUUCCUACAUAGAGCAUAAGCUCGCAUAAGCUUAUUAGAAAUCAAGACACAUGUUUAUUUGGCUAUUUUGUCUCUUUAAGUCCCCAGUCUGCAGCAACAAGAACUGGACACAGGAUCCUGUGUCUUUAGACUACACUGCUUUCUUUAUGUUAGCCUUAACCCCUUAUCUACACUGUGAGGAGGCAUCUUGAUGUCCACACAACCGUCUUCAAUCCAGAACCUCAAAAAGAGGAGGAAAGGUAGUUUGGAGGGUGAAAAAAACUUUAAAAUUCUGACAUUGGCUGCUUUAAAUUACAUUUAACCACUGAGAGCUCAUUGUUUCGUUAUGUUUUACUGUGAGAACAGCUGUAGCAUGAUAACAUAACAUGAUAGAUAUGUAAAAGAUGAUUAGUCAUGAAGGUCCUGAGAAAAUAAUGCAAAGCACAUGGUGAAACAACUUUUUCCUGCUGAUGCUAGAGUACGCAUCUUUUCCUCUGCUGUAGCAGAUCUGUUCAGUGUUUACAGAGCAAACUUGUCAUAGCAGGAAGUAAGUUUAUUCAAACACUAUAUCUUUAGCCCUUCAUAUCCUGUCAUCUUAGAGAGUGAAGUGGAUAACUUCCUGUGCUGUUGUUACACAUGCCUGUUCUUGUUUGUAUGAAAUUGUACAUCUGAUAUUUAAUGUAGAAACCAGAAUAAUAUACAGCACCAAAACUGGACUUCCUGUAUUUUGAGGGUGAAAUAAAUUAUCAUGCAGA
Molecule: messenger RNA, 2721 nt
Organism: Cheilinus undulatus (humphead wrasse)
Lineage: Eukaryota; Metazoa; Chordata; Actinopteri; Labriformes; Labridae
Gene: qpct
Product: glutaminyl-peptide cyclotransferase
Exons: 7
Coding region: 125-1255 (376 amino acids)
Molecular function (GO): zinc ion binding; glutaminyl-peptide cyclotransferase activity
Source: RefSeq, a predicted model, not a curated record